Rhagoletis zephyria (snowberry fruit fly) is the source of this 238-nucleotide messenger RNA. Its product is annotated as retinol dehydrogenase 11-like. The record is from RefSeq and is a predicted model, not a curated record. Lineage: Eukaryota; Metazoa; Arthropoda; Insecta; Diptera; Tephritidae.
GCAGACCAAAAUGGAAGGCAAAACAGUCAUUAUCACAGGCGCCAACAGUGGCAUAGGCAAGGAGACAGCUCGCGAAUUGGCCAAACGGGGAGCGCGCAUCAUCAUGGCCUGCCGCAAUCUGGAGACAGCCAAUGCUGCUAAAGAGGAAAUCGGCAAAGAGACGGGCAACAACAAAUUGAUUGUGAAGAAACUAGAUCUGGGGUCACAGAAGUCGGUGCGGGAAUUCGCUGCCGAUAUC